Molecule: messenger RNA, 6701 nt
Organism: Ctenopharyngodon idella (grass carp)
Lineage: Eukaryota; Metazoa; Chordata; Actinopteri; Cypriniformes; Xenocyprididae
Product: myotubularin-related protein 3-like
Exons: 19
Coding region: 1378-4401 (1007 amino acids)
Biological process (GO): regulation of autophagy; dephosphorylation
Molecular function (GO): metal ion binding; protein phosphatase binding; phosphatidylinositol-3,5-bisphosphate 3-phosphatase activity
Source: RefSeq, a predicted model, not a curated record
GCAGCUGAGAGGGGACCGUCAUGGCGGUGUAGAGCGGAUUACACUCAAUGUUUACAUUCUGUUUACCGUCUCUUUUGUGGGUUUACUCCGGUUUUACCGCAACAACGCGCAUCUUCUGCGACUAACUGGAAAAGCAGGUGAGUGUGCGGCGAAUGAAGCGGCUUUAUUGGCGGGUUUCGGUGCCGGGGUGACGGUUCCGCCCUCCACAAGAACAACAACAAACAUAAACGAUAACAACACACACUCUCUCAUCAAGAUCUAACGACAGACAUUCAUAUUUAACGCUGAAUAACAUGCACACAGGAGCUGUUUCAGUCAAUGCACUGAUGUCAUGUUCUUGCAGCAGGUCGAGCUGUCAGUUUAGGCCAGUUUAAUGAUUGUCAGCCCUAUCUAGUGCACCUACCUAGACAGUAUACUUGGUAAACUGCAUUUCUGGGCAUCGUCGACACAUUCAGAGUCUUAGUUGACAGUUCACUGCAUGCACAAAACUGCUGUCUAGGUAGGGUUUGAUCUGUUCUACAAUCAACAGCUGCCAUGAUUCUUCACAUGCAGACAAUACAGAUAAUAAAUAAGUCUGUUUUUAUCUGACCUAGCUUUGCAAAUUGAUUAUUUGAUUUGUCAUGUGAGAUUAGAUCCUCUUGCAAUAGUGUCAGUCUCACUGAAGCACAAUAACAUAUCUGUCAUUAUACAUGGAUUGUUAAAAACAAACAGAUAUUCUCAGUUAAUCUGCAUAACAAGCCUUUUUGUUUGCAUAACCUUUCUUUGAUUAGUUUACUCUCCCAUCAAAUAUCGGUGUGUGUUUAACCGUAACUCUGGUCAGGUUUGACCUGCCCUUUAAAAGCUCGUGAUGCAAAACCUGUUUCAUUUUUAAUCCACCCUCCUGUUUUUUACUGGUUGACUAUGAAUUCUGAUCAGGUUAUAUAAGGUCACACAUGGCCUACUUUACUCCUGUAAGUCUGACACUCAUUAAUAAACCGUUAUAUUUAUUGCUUUAUUACAUUUGAGAAUAAUGAAUGUUGUUUUGAAGCUUCUCUGUUACUUGACUCUGUGGCUGCGUUCAGAUUGGUAACUAUUCUGCUUCCUUUCCCUUUGUUUUUUCAUAAAUAGUAUGCAAUGCCAUGAUAAAUGAAACUGAAGUAUGCUACAUUGUCACGAUCCAAAUAUGUUGCACCACAUAUGAUCGUGCAAAUAAAUAGUUCAUUUGCAUUUUCCAAAUUUGUGUAAAUGCAUGUUAUGAUCUCUUGCAGACUGUCUUUCUUUCGUUGAGCGUCUGCUCCACACGCAGAGACCGAUCCAGAACCAGAACCAGAACCAGGUCGGUCAGUGUGUUUGCCGUCUGUGGUCUGCUGAUCCUCUCUGCCCAGCCGUCCUGGGGCCAUGGUUGAAGAGGGGCAGCAGAGUUUGGAGGCCCAUGGGAGCCCCGUACCGGAGGACGAACAGGUCGUGUUCCCGCUGCUGCACGGCGAGUGUGUGGAACAUGUCGGGAGGGCAGAGGAGUCUGUCAUUGCCUUAACCAGCUACCGCCUUCACAUCAAACUCCAAGAGAACGCCGUCAAUGUCCCCCUGCAGCUGAUUGAAAGCGUGGAGUGUCGGGAUCUGACACAACUGCACCUCACCUGCAAAGACUGCAAGGUCAUCAGGUGUAACUUCCUGUCGUCGGAGCGGUGUCAGGAUUGGCUGAGGAGGAUAAGCGCAGUGGUGCGGCCGCCGGCCCGGCUGGAGGAGCUCUUCGCCUUCGCGUUCCUCUCGUGUAGCACGAGUGUGUCCGCUGAGGACAGAGAGCUGCAUGAUGGGAUCUGCCGCGCAGGAGGACAUCAGUGGAGGUUCAAGCGAGAGCUGGAGAGGAUGGGCUUCGACACCCACAGUGCCUGGAGAAUCUCCAACAUCAACAGCAACUACAGGGUGUGUACCAGUUACCCAGAGCAGAUCAUCGUGCCUGCUGUGGUCACGGACCAGGAGCUGGAGAACGUGGCCGCGUUUAGAUCCUGGAAGAGGAUCCCGGCUGUCGUUUACAGACACCAGAGUUCGGGCGCUGUGAUUGGUCGAUGCGGGCAGCCAGAGGUCAGCUGGUGGGGUUGGCGAAAUGCUGACGACGAGCAUUUGGUGCAAGCCAUCGCUAAAGCCUGCGUCACGGAUCCGGCCUCGAACGCAGCGCAGGCGAAUGGCUCACACGUUCAUCGUCACGCCAAAGCUGACUCCGAUCCUCACAUGGCCAAUGGGAACGUAGAGGUGGAGCCGAGUGCCACGCCCCCUCAGAAGCUGUUAAUAAUGGACGCCCGGUCGUACGCGGCUGCAGUAGCCAAUCGGGCGAAAGGAGGCGGCUGCGAGUGUCCAGAGUAUUAUCCCAACUGUGAGGUGAUGUUCAUGGGCAUGGCCAACAUCCACUCCAUCCGGAAGAGCUUCCAGUGUUUGCGGACUCUCUGCGCUCAAAUCCCUGAUCCGGUCAAUUGGCUGUCAGCGCUGGAGGGCACUAAAUGGCUGCAGCAUCUGUCUCUGCUGCUGAAAGCGUCUCUUCUGGUGGUGAACGCAGUGGAUCGGGACCGCAGGCCUGUGCUGGUGCACUGCUCCGACGGCUGGGACCGGACACCUCAGAUAGUGGCGCUGUCCAAACUGCUGCUGGACCCCUUCUACAGGACCAUCCAGGGUUUUCAGGUGCUGGUCGAGACCGAGUGGUUGGAUUACGGUCAUAAGUUCGCCGACCGCUGCGGCCACGGCGAGAACGCGGACGAUCUGAACGAGCGCUGUCCGGUGUUCCUGCAGUGGCUGGACUGCGUUCAUCAGCUCCAGAGACAGUUCCCAUGCUCCUUUGAGUUCAGCGAGGCCUUUCUGGUACUCAUUGUCAUUGCUUUGAUCAAUGCUUGUUCCAGGGUUUCUGCAGGUUUUAUGAAGGUGAAGUUAGCGCAGCACACGUACUCGUGUCUGUUCGGGACGUUCCUGUGCAACAGCGUGAAGGAGCGAGAGGAGCAGCGCGUUCAGGAGAAGACGUGCUCCGUUUGGUCUCUGCUGCGCCCGACGAACACGUCCUUCCACAACAUCCUCUACUCGCCGCGCUCAGAGACUGUUUUGCACCCAGUGUGUCAUGUGAGGAAUCUGAUGCUAUGGAGUGCCGUCUACCUGCCUAAUUCCGCCCCCUCCACGCCUUCUGAUGAGUCAUGUGUGCCACACUCCGCCCCCUCAGCCUCACCCGAGGACACACCUGUGAGCAGGUUACCAAAGACUCGGUCAUAUGACGACCUGCCCUCAUCGUGUGAGGGUUUAACCCCAAACCGCCGCAGCAGCGACCCCAACAGGAAGGAGAAGUGGCAGGACCACCUGCUCGGCCUGGAGAUGAGCGUGACGGCAGAGCCGGACAGAAACCACACGCAGACGUCCGAACGCAGCGCUCUCGGCUUCAACACGAACGAUUCUGAAGCAUUAAACGGGACGGAGCUUUCAGUGACUGACAGCCAAACGGAACACAUCUCACAGGAAGUGAGAGAAGAGGAUAACAGGAAGCUGGAAGUUCUAAAAAACACGCCUGCCUUCGAUGUUCCAGAUGACUUUGACAGUGAGGACCAAACGUCUGGAUCGCCUGAAGAUCACGCUGAAAAACACCCACAUAAUGAAAACACUGAGUUACCAUCAGACGGAUUACAUCUAAAUAAUCACGCCCCCUUUACUAUUACCCACGAUCCUUCAGAAUCUAGCAGCCAGUCUUCCACGGAGAGUUCUUCCAGUCCAAACCACACUCUUAACGGCGUCUGCUCACCUUCCCAGCAUCCCGUUCAUCCUCUUUCUCUGCCUUCGGCCAAUCAGGACAGCCAACAGACGUCUCCAACGUCGCCCCACAAGCCUGUCGGGCGAGGGUCCGCAGCGGCGUUAGGGCACCUGGAUACGGACGGGUUGAGUCUGCACAGCGACGCCGUACAGGUGCGUCUGCGGCAGAUGGAGGCGGGGCAUCAGCUGCAGGUGGAGACGCUGAAGAAACAGGUGCAGGAGCUCUGGAGCCGUCUGCACAUCAACGGGAAGCUGACGUCUCUGCCGGACGGGGAGAACAACCUCGAGUCUGGCUGUUUGCAGCGCUGCGGUGCCACUGAACUCCUGUCCGAAUCCAGCUGGGAACAGAUCGAGCAACAGGAAGCAGAGGUGACACAGUGGUACUCGGAUCACCCGGCGUCCCGUUGCUAUGGAUGCGAGAGGACGUUCUGGCUGGCGACAAGGAAGCAUCACUGCAGGAACUGUGGGAACGUGUUCUGCGCCAGCUGCUGCGACCAGAAGGUGGCGGUACCGAGUCAACAGCUCCGUGAGCCAAACCACGUGUGCCAGGUGUGUUACGGGCACCUCCGGCCCUCAGCCGUUCCCCCGGCGCUCCCUCCUGCUGACCUCGAGCUGGAGAAGCCCAUCACUGCCAGCUCCAACUGAGAGCGACGCAGAGCCCAAAUAAACUGACCUGAGAAGAGCCCAGAACCGGCUCAACGUCAGCGUUAAAGGGAUGUAGAUCGCCUGAAAUGAUCGUUCGGUCAUCAUUUACUCACCCUCAUGUCGUUCUGUCAUUUCACUCGGCGGCCAUCGUAGAAACACCUCUUUUUUUAUUUAGAAGGCGGGACUUAUUCUGCCAUAUUGCGAGUUGCACUUUUUCCCCAUUCAUAUUAAUGUGAGUCCACCGUCUUUGUGAAUCUCAAGUAUAUAUGACUUUCUUCUAUGGAUCACAAAAGGAAAUGUUUAACAUCCGGGGCUGGAUUCACGAAAAUAUUCCUAAGAAAUUUCUCUAAGAAGUUUGUGCAAUUCCUGAAAAGUUCUUAUGAAAUUCUCAGAUAUUUUCUUAAGAACAUCUUAAUUUUUUUUUCUCAAGAAGAAAAUGACAGACUUUUUAUCUGAUGUGUUUAUCGGAUAGCACGGCGGUUCUUGCCGAAGACUCGACGAUAAACACCUCAAAGGUCGUAUUUUUUAUAAUAAGCAAGCACACUAUUUUUGUCUCGGCUGGUUUGAUGAGAGUUCAGGGACUGGAUUCAUGAAAAUCUUCUUAACUCUUUCCUCACCAUUGACAAUUUUCCAGCUUUCCAUGUUUUCACUGUUAUAUGGUAGGGGGCGCUAUUGCACCUUCUGAAAGAGUACAGAUCAAAAGCAACACUUUGAACCAAAUCUGAGCAUUUUUUUCCCCAAAGACUACAACAUGUGCGUCAGCAAUGCUUCUAUCGCUUGUUUCUGCUUCUGUGUUUUGAUCCAGAGAUUCUGGACUCUUUCAGAAGAUGUGUAAUAGUGCCCCCUACUGUAUAACAGUGAAAACAUGGAUCGCCAGAAAAUUCCAUCAAUGGCGGGGAAAGAGUUAAGAAGUUAAGACAUUUCUUAAGACACAUUGAGAUGCUGUGAUGUGAUUGGUCCGCUGGUUAGUCCAGUUAUCCAAUCACAGCCUCGCCUGAAUUUAUUGUUGGGCAUCGAGGGAUUUAUUCAGUAAACGUUUUUCAUUGAUCGCUCUCAGCAGCAGGACGGCGUCGGGAUGUUCUUUAACAGUAUAUCGCUGCAAAGCAAUUUCCAACUUUUUAUUUCUAAACGAAGAACGAAAAAGACCUUCGCAGUGAGUAUAUCGGGUCAUUGAAACGUACGGGACGUGUGCACGAGUAAUACGUUUCUGGCUGCAGUUCACUUAACGGCCACCGGUGUCGCUAAUAACAACGUUUAAUCAAAAUAAAACUGAAAUCACGAUACAGCUUAGUGCGAUUUAAAUAUUACUAAAUUUAAAAUUUAUUCAAAGUCACGUCACACAUAAUCAAUCUUCAGAAAAUUCAUGCACAUCUCUCUCUCUCUCUCUCUCUCUAUAUAUAUAUAUAUAUAUAUAAUUAAUAGUAAUUUGCAUCAUAUGUAGCAAGUGUUAUAUGGUAAUACUUGAUAUUACAAGACAAAUUGGAGGUUAUGCUAACUUUAAGAAGUUAUGCAUGAUGAUUUUUAAGAACAUUAUUUUCAGAAAAUCACAAAUUUUGACCUUAGAACAUUCUUAAAUGUUUUUUGGGAAUACAAAAUAUUCUUAGCUUUACUCUUAAUGUUUCGUGAAUCCACUCCCCGAUUAUGUUUUGAUUAUUUUUUUGGUCAUGCUUAAAAAGAAAUCAUAUACAUAGUUCAUACAUAUAGUGCACUAUUGAACGUAUGCAAAUGAGAUUUGAGAUCUGAAAGUUGAAUCUGGCUCAUCUCAGGCAGAAGUUCUUCAGACAUGUUGCGCUGAAGAAAGAAACGAACAGGUUUGAGGGUGAGAAAAUGAUGACAGAACUUUAAUUUCUGUGAACUAUUCCUGUAGUACUUUAAUCAUCUUCUCUGGACCCCGGAUUGAUUCGGUCUGACUUUGCAGAUCAGAAACGAGGAGCGCCGGAGGAGUUUUGCACACUUGAAUCUGUGUACAUGAGAUUUGUAUGUAUAUUAUGUCACGUGUACAGCCAAUGCAAUGAACGCUUGACGGACUAAAUGAAGCUUGAUGAACUUGAGCAAUACGCACAGGAUCUUAAUCGGAGAAGAUCCGUGUGACGACAUCUCAAACGUGUCUGCUGUCGCUUUGCUGUCUGGUCGAGGGGCGGGUUGUAUUUGCCCUGAUGAAAUCUCCCACAAUGCAAUGCUGCUGUCUUUCCUCUCUGUGUUGGACAGAGUUUGUACGAGCUGCUGCUGCUAACGCUGUCGCUUAUGGAGCCUGCGGCAUCUGUGUGAAUGAAUUAAAGCACAACACACUGCCAACCUGA